Hippopotamus amphibius kiboko is the source of this 624-nucleotide messenger RNA. Its product is annotated as placenta-specific gene 8 protein-like. Gene Ontology annotation, biological process: positive regulation of transcription by RNA polymerase II. Lineage: Eukaryota; Metazoa; Chordata; Mammalia; Artiodactyla; Hippopotamidae. The record is from RefSeq and is a predicted model, not a curated record. Bases 87 to 416 code for a protein of 109 amino acids. The transcript has 5 exons.
CUCAGGUCUCACUCUGGACCGACUGAAUCAGGAUCUGCUUCCUAAAAGGACACCUAGGCAGUACCCUUUUGAACUUAGUCUUAAAAAUGAAUCCAGUUGUUUCGCAGCCGAAAUAUGGUGCAGGGGGCACGGUGGCUAGUGACUGGCAAACCGGCGUGUUUGACUGCUUUGAUGACAUGGGGAUUUGCCUGUGUGGGACUUUCUUGCCGCUGUGCCUUUCGUGUCAGAUUGCCUCUGACAUGAACGAAUGCUGCAUGUGUGGAGCCAGCGUCGCCAUGAGGACCAUGUAUCGCACCCGAUACGGCAUCCCGGGGUCUAUUUGCAACGACUUCCUGUGGGUUAUGUGUUUCCCUCAUUGCACCCUUUGUCAACUCAAGCGUGAUAUUGAAAAAAGAAAAGCAAUGAAUGCGUUGUAAAAGAUGCUUGGUCAGAUUCACAGAGUAGUGAAAGAAAAUGCUGGAAUGAAAUACUGCAUCUAUUCAGCGCUGUCUCACCUCAAGCUUAGAAACUAACUCAGCUAAUCAUACAGUUUCAAAUGACUUCAAAACAUUUUUAAUUUUUGGCUUAUUUUGAAAGAAAUAUGUUUCCAGUGCCGCUCUCUCAGAUGACUGCCAUUAAAAAAUU